Messenger RNA from Lucilia cuprina (Australian sheep blowfly), 1035 nucleotides. Its product is annotated as collagen alpha-2(XI) chain-like. NCBI's taxonomy places the organism in Eukaryota, Metazoa, Arthropoda, Insecta, Diptera, Calliphoridae. The record is from RefSeq and is a predicted model, not a curated record. The coding region runs from base 22 to 1035 and encodes 337 amino acids. The transcript has 2 exons.
UGACUGUAAAGUGAAAUAGAAAUGAAAUUUUUCUUACUGACAACAGCUCUACUGGGAGCUCUUUUACACACAUGUUCAGCGGGCAGUACAAAUUGUGGUUGUAUGCCGGGACGUGAAGGCGAUGUUGGCCCUAAGGGAAAUACAGGCAGAAAAGGCGAUAAUGGACAAAAGGGUGAACCAGGUUUUAGAGGUGAUCAAGGUCCCACUGGACCUAGAGGACCUAAAGGUAAUCCUGGUGCUGUUGGUCGAGCUGGACGAGAUGCUCCUAUACCUGGUGUACCUCCGACAUUUGGAGAAGCUGGCGAAGCUGGUCCUCCUGGUAGAUGUCUUUGCGUUAUUCGACGUUUGCGAGAUCCUGUCAUAGCUGGCGAGUUCUUUUUGACCGACGAAGAUGGUGAACCUAAUUUUAUAGGUGAUGAUUUUGAUGAAGAAGAAAUAAAUCGUAUGUUUGAACAUGAUGAGCAUACGGAAGAUCAGACUACACCGGCAACACAAACAUUUAGAGUUGAAUCUACACAACCCAAUAAUGGUCUAUUUUUGAUGGGACCUAAUGGAGUUUUAGUACCAGUUACAGAUGCUAAUGCUUAUGAGUUGUUUGCAGCAGCUGCUAAUGCCGCCGCAGCUACGUCGACUACCACCACAACAAGGCGUACCACAACUACACGUCGUCCUUAUCAUUCUGGUCAUAAUAGUAUUUAUAUAUUAGGACCUAAAGGUUCUUUAAUACCAAUUGAUGCUUUGGGUCUUAAAAAGCCAUUUAUGCAUGGUCAUGGUCACGGUCAUGGCCAUGGUCAUCCUCAGUAUGUUAUGUACAAUUCUCGUCCUGGUCAUUAUCAUGAUCAUAAUCACAAUCAUACCAGCAAUAAUAAUGGUCAUUAUCAUUAUCAUGGUAAACCUACCAGCAGCUAUAACAAAUGGUUAAGAGGUAUUUUAAUGGGAGAAGAUUAUUCGGAUAUGGAGGAUGAAAAUGAUGAUCUGGUCCCAUUUGAUGAGCCAGCUGCUCAAAUAGACGUAGUGGAAGAAGUAAUGGAAUAA